GUGUGCAUUUCUGACUGUUUUGCAUUAGGAUACACGGUGGUACUUACAUAUAUUACAUCAAGUAAUGUCUCAUGUUAUGUACAUUGUCUAAGCUCAUACUACCAGUAUUACUGUAUAUUAUGUGUGAACCAUAUGAAACCAUAUUUGCACAUAUGCACUCAUUAUAAACAUGACAUGUUGACCUAGUACCAAUGCACCGUCCCGUGGUAUCUUUUGCAUUACAGUGGAGUAUUAAUCAUAUGUACUUAUACUACCUUUACUAUUAUUACAUGUAGUGUUGUUAUGUACAUGUAUAUAUUUUUUCCUGUUUGUAUUUCUGACUGUUUUGCAUUAAGACACACGGCGAUGGUACUUACAUGUAAUACAAAGGGAAACCUUUUUUCAAAGCGAGAUGAUCUUGAAUUUGCUAACAUCUCCACGAACUUCACAGUCAUGGAUGAAUGUGAAAGAUUGUACACUUGUCCGAAGACGUCACAAUACGUCUUCUUUGUCGGGGACCCAGAAAAGGACGAGGUAUUAUACCGAAAGAAUUACUUCACCGAUGUCUGCAGAUACGUCCAAGAACUUGUUGACUGUGGAAAAGAACUUAAUAUACAUGAUCUUCCAGAGUGUACAGCCGAAAGAGAUUUUCUUACAUUUUAUGAAGAAACAGAUACCAAUUUCUGCAAAAAUCCAAUUUUUCCACUAAUACAAGGUUUACGACAGUGUUAUAACAAGCGGUACCAACAGCUUGAAAUAUACAGGAAGACGUUACUCAACCUGACGAGUUCCAUUGAAAAUAACAGAAACACGAAUGAUGGUCUGUCUGAAAAUCUUUUCUGCAAAUCAUACAACCAGCUUUUGGAUCAAAUAUUGGAAGAGUUUCAGAAGUGCCCGGAUGUUGAGUUUCAGUGGACGAAUGAGAACAUCGAUAUAUAUAGGACAAAUUUCUACCCGGCGUUAACGGGGAAACCCUUGCCUUUCCAGUGCAUUGAUCCUGAAAGUGAUAAACCAAAUAGUUAAUGAUUUCUAAUCAACAAAGAGCGUAUAUCCAUGAACUGUCUAACGUUUUUAUAUUUACAAAUCUCAGCAUGCAUGUACGAACAUACAUGAAUAUGUAGUACAUAGUUGUAUUCUUUGUCACAGCAGCCCUUUUUUCUCUUAAUAAAGAAGUGGCUUCAUCUCGA
Molecule: messenger RNA, 1166 nt
Organism: Ostrea edulis (European flat oyster)
Lineage: Eukaryota; Metazoa; Mollusca; Bivalvia; Ostreida; Ostreidae
Exons: 5
Coding region: 283-1002 (239 amino acids)
Source: RefSeq, a predicted model, not a curated record